AUCUAUGAUAGUCAAUAACAAUAAAUGAGAGUCAAUACAGAAUAUUUGAUAAAAUUCAUACAAUAUCUUUUAAAUCUAUUUGGCUUUUAAAAAUCUAUCAACUUAUAGAAGGAUUAAAUUCCACAUAAAUUUUGGUCUCAAUAAACUCUCUCUAUAUAUUUCUUUCUUUUAGCGAAGGCAGCAUGAGACACCACCGAGGCAUUGACAUACAUUAUGCUAAUUAACGCACCAUUAGCCUAAUGACACGUCAUUACUUGUUCGGCUGUCAAAAUAAAAAGAAAAGACUAAAACGACGGUGACAGUAGAGAACCGUCACAGUUAAUAUAACCGUCCCAAUUAAAAAAAAAAAAACCCUUAUUUUUCGCUGGCUUACUUCGCCGGACGGAAUCUGAAGAAUCUAUUCGCCGGAGACUAUCAUUCCUCAACGGGUUUGAAGCUCACAGCUCGUGGCGACGCCUUCGAGAGAAUUGAAAUUUGAGGAUUGAGGAGAUGUAUGUAGUGCCUCCUCCUGAGCGAUCCGAUUCUGGAUCCAACGGUGAUUUAAGGGUUUAUCAAACUUGGAAAGGCAGCAACAUAUUCUUUCUUCAGGGAAGAUUUGUAUUCGGACCAGACGUAAGAUCAUUGGCGCUGACAAUAUGUCUCAUUGCCGUCCCUGUCACUAUUUUCUGCAUCUUCGUCGCAAGAAAUCUAAUGGACGACUUCUCUGAUAACUGGGGAGUAUCUAUAGUAGCUGUCGCCGUCAUCUUCACCAUUUAUGAUAUAAUCCUUCUACUGCUUACAUCCGGAAGAGAUCCAGGAAUCAUCCCUAGAAACGCUCAUCCUCCAGAGCCUGAACCCCUCGACAUCAACAUGGACGCAGGAGCUGGCCAGACUCCGCAGCUGCGGCUCCCUCGCAUCAAAGAAGUAGAGCUGAAUGGAGUCAUAUUCAAGGUCAAGUACUGCGACACCUGCAUGCUCUACAGGCCGCCUCGCUGUUCCCACUGCUCUAUCUGCAACAACUGCGUUGAAAAGUUUGACCAUCACUGCCCUUGGGUUGGCCAAUGUAUUGGUCUGAGGAACUACAGAUUCUUCUUCAUGUUUAUCUUCUCAACGACGCUUCUCUGUGUAUAUGUGUUUGCCUUCUGCUGGGUUUACAUAAGGAAGAUCAUGGAGUCAGAGCAUACAACUAUUUGGAAGGCAAUGCUCAAAACUCCUGCCUCCAUUGUUCUGAUAGUUUACACAUUCAUAGCCAUGUGGUUUGUGGCUGGCUUAACAGCUUUCCAUCUUUAUCUCAUCAGCACAAACCAGACUACAUAUGAGAAUUUUCGUUACAGAUAUGAUCGGAGAAGCAACCCACAUAACAAGGGAGUGGUUAAUAACUUUAUAGAAACAUUUUCAUCAGCUAUCCCUCCUUCAAAAAAUGACUUUAGAGCUAUGGUCCACCGUGAAGGUCCGUUGCCUCCAAGAUCUGUAGCAGGCGGGUUCAUGAGUCCGAACAUGGGUAAAGCCAAUGAUGACAUUGAAAUGGGGAGGAAAGCUGUUUGGGCAGACAUGGGUUCAGAGCAUGGUGACGCCAAAAAUGGUAACGACGAACGGUUACAUGUUAGGGACGGUGAGUUAGGUGAGCUGUCUCCGGACGUUAGGACAACGGUUGAUGAACAAAGUGAUAGGCCUGGUACGAGGCGGUCAAGCUGGGGAAGGAAAAGCGGAAGCUGGGAUAUGUCACCUGAAGUUAUGGCGUUAGCAGCCAGAGUAGUGGAACAGAACCAGAACGGUGGAGGAAGCAGCAGUGGAAGCGGUUUAGUGACUGAGAACCGGCCUACAUAGUCAGAUACACACGGUUUAGCACGGAAGAAAGACAGAACAGAGAUGAAGUUCAGGGAUGGUGGAUACAUGGUUUAGAGGGAAGUCUGAGAGGUGGUUUUCUUCUUUUUUUUUUAUAAUCUUCAAAUGCUUUUUUUAGUGUUGGAUUAUUCAGAUUAAAAUCAGUUAUUGCAAGGUUGUGGUUUGUGGAGGAGAAGAGUUUAUGUUGGGUUUGUUGUAGUAAACAAAAAGGUUGAAUUGGUGUGUUGUUUUACUUCUUGGUAUGAGUGAACUUCUGGAAUUUUCAGACAGUUC
Messenger RNA from Brassica rapa (field mustard), 2097 nucleotides. RefSeq names its product probable protein S-acyltransferase 7. The record is from RefSeq and is a predicted model, not a curated record. Gene Ontology annotation, molecular function: protein-cysteine S-palmitoyltransferase activity. Gene Ontology annotation, cellular component: Golgi apparatus; endoplasmic reticulum. Lineage: Eukaryota; Viridiplantae; Streptophyta; Magnoliopsida; Brassicales; Brassicaceae. Gene Ontology annotation, biological process: peptidyl-L-cysteine S-palmitoylation; protein targeting to membrane.